This is a messenger RNA of Pelagomonas calceolata, 1628 nucleotides long. The record is from the annotation of a GenBank genome assembly. Lineage: Eukaryota; Pelagophyceae; Pelagomonadales; Pelagomonadaceae.
AGGCUGGCGCAAGCUGUCCGCGGCCGAGUCGCUCGUUAGCGGCGCAAAAAUACGCUAAACGCUGACAUACUUGGUCACCCGUACUGCACCAACACGGUCAGCCCAGCGCUGCUGCGCAUAAUCGCGGUACAGCACACCCAGCUGCCACAGGGCGCAACAACGCACGGAUGGAGCGCAGCAGCAGGGGCAGAGCGCGCAGCGCGCCGAGGCUCUUCCACGACGAGGCCGCCGCCGAAAACCCCCAAACGGCGACGGUGAAGCCCUGGGCCGGCAUCCUCCAGAACGGGAUAGAGGUCGAAUUCAUGCGCAUCGAGCGGCUCCAGGAGGCGCUCGAGGGGCUGGGCCUCGACACGGAAGGCAAGCGUUUUAAUUUAUUGCAGCGCCUGGCGGAGGCGCUCAAAGGGGGGUCUGGAGACGAUGAUGUGUGUGUCCACGAGCAGGUCGCCGCGAAGAAAGACGAUGCCUGGAUUUUAGCGAGUGUCGUGAGCUACGACGCCGAUCAGGAUGUGUACGAGGUGCGGGACGAGGCCGAGGCCCACGAACGUCGCGCCGCGGUUGUCCUGGAGGCGGCGGGCGCGGCCGGGAAGAUGAAGGUCCGGGAAUUGAGGAAUGCGCUCGACGAACUAAAUGAAGAGACGGACGGCGCCAAGCCCCAAUUAAUCGAGCGGCUCAUUAAUGCAAGGCGCCGCGCGGCGCCGCCCGUGCCAGCCAUCCAACUGGAAGCGGAUAGAGUACGACGCCUCGGCGUCGACCAGGACGCGUUGAGGGAGGGCGAGCAUGUAUUAGCCGUCUACCCCGCGCGGGACGCGGAGGGCCGGGCGCCGGACGAGCCGGAGUUCAACGCGAAGACGAUCCACGGGAUGGAGUGGACGACGACGUUCUACCGCGCGGCCGUCGCGCGGAAGCCGAUCCAGGCGCGCGACGACGGCUGCGUGCGGUUGGUGUUCGACGGCGAGGACGAGCAGAUCCACCGCGUGUCGCGCCACUACGUUAUUAGGGAGACGCCGCUUUCUUCUGUAGAACCGCUGCCCGCGCCGUCGGGGCCGCAGAUCUCGGGCUACAUGCACUUCAUGCAGCAGAAACGACCGGAAAUUACAGAAGCGGUGCGCGCGGAGCGGCCGACGAACCUCUCGGCGCAGGUCACGAAGCGGCUCGGCGAGAUGUGGCAGCGCCUCGGGAAGAGCGACCGGGAAAAAUAUAAAAGAGAGGCGCCCCUGAAGGACGACGUGCCCGGCUGGGGCGCGAAGAAGCCACGGAAGAAGAGGAAGAAGAAAGAAACGGUGCAGGUCGCGCGGCAGACGCCGCGGCCGGUGCCGCACCCCGGCUACGUCCCGCCGGCCCUGCCGGAGGGCGCGGUGCCGCUGCCGGCGGUCGUGCGGGAGAUCGCGCCGCUCCUGGGCCCGCCGCGUUCUUAUAAUUUCGACGAGGCCGCGGCGCGGGCGGCCUUCGAGGACGCCGACCGGCGCUACUCGGCGCUCAAGGGCAUCGAGAAGCGCCUCGAGGACGAGCUCGCGCGGCUGCGCGUCGAGGAGGCGGCGCUGCGGGCGGCCGCGGGCGAGGUCGACGAGGAGGGCUGGGCGCAGUUCGACCCGGCGCGCGACGGGGGCGAGAACCUGGAGGCUGUUUAA